CUCCUCUUUCUCAGGGACACCUUGCCCCUCAGUCAGCUUACGCCUCCAACAUGGCUCCGAUAUUCAGAUCCUGCAUACAGUUACUUAUAGAUAUAGCAACCCGCUCGACCAUUGUCACACUACUGACUGAAGAACUCAUAUUAUAGCCAUCCCUCCGCAAUGGCCUCGUCAACCCUCCCCUCGAACUGCCGCCUCGUCAACAUCGGCACCCACUCCUUGGCCCUCUACACUCACGGCCCAGAGCCCACAAGCCCCACAGAUCCCGUUGUGCUCUUCAUCUCAGGCAUAGCAAGCGACGCCCUCAACUGGCAAGCCGUGGUGCGAUUACUAGGUCCUACCCAGCUGCGGAGCUACACCUACGACCGGUCCGGCUAUCGCAACUCGGAGUGCUCCCCGCUCCCGCCGUCGGCCGAGACCAUCGCUCUGGAGCUUUCCCUCCUCAUCUCCCACGCGCCCAUCGCCAACCCCUUGAUCCUCGUGGGCCACUCCUGGGCCGGCGUGCUAAUCCACGAGUACAUGGCGCUGAGGAAGGGGACCAAGCAGAUCGCCGGCGUGGUGCUCGUCGACGCCAACCACGAGACGGCGCCGCUGGUGCUGGACGUCAACGACCCGGUCCUCUGGGGCGUCAUGGCCUCCGGGGUCGAGCCAUACGCUGCCUGGGGCGUGGAGGCGGAGCAUAAACUGACGCGGGAGGAGUGGGAUGCGUUUAAGGCGGCCGAAGCGACCGAGAAGUACCGCGUGGUUGCAAGCCAGGAGGAGGAGCACUACCUGCCUAGCUUUGAGGCGCUGCGGAGGAAGGAGCUGAGGAAGAGGCAGCCGCUGCUUGGAGACAGGCCGGUGUAUGUGAUUGCUGGAAAACGGAGCAGGGAUUGGAGUGGCUUGUACAAGGCCGGGGUGGCCAGAGGGAAUGGCACCGAGGAGCAGAGGCGGUAUGUGAGAGGGUUGAUCGAGAGGGUCGAUGUGAAGACCGAGGGUCUGAUGCGGGAGUUCUUGAAACUCUCCACGAAGAGCGAACUUGUCUUUGCUAGCCGGAGUGGGCACUUUGUCCAGCUGACCGAGCCGGAGCUUGUUGUAGAUGGAGUGAGGUGGGUAGUAGAUAAUUUGUCAGUAUCUUCUUAGUGGCUGUGGAGAAUGAGGUACUAGUAUGUACGAAUUAAGUGAGAUCAAGGCUUCUCUGUAGCAUCCGACCCUUCAAAGGGCCGUACGUGGAAGCAGAGUCUGGUCGACAGGGAACAGAACUUGCG
Chaetomium strumarium is the source of this 1244-nucleotide messenger RNA. Its product is annotated as Alpha/Beta hydrolase protein. The transcript has a single exon. Lineage: Eukaryota; Fungi; Ascomycota; Sordariomycetes; Sordariales; Chaetomiaceae. The record is from RefSeq and is a predicted model, not a curated record. Bases 160 to 1119 code for a protein of 319 amino acids.